UGUGCAUGUGUGUGUGUGUGUGUGUGUUCAUCUCUGUCUCUCCUACAGUCUCCAUGUGAAGGUGUACCAUAAUGCAACAUGUGUCCCCAGCACCAGCACUGACAAUGAUGGCCACCCAGAGCGCUCCUCCCCCAUCCUACCAGGAGAGCCAACAGAUGACGGGUCCGACACAGCCGAACUCCAAGGCCCAGGCGGUCCACAUCCCCUCCUCGGCGGCCGCCACCUCCCCCACCGUGGCCGUGACCCUUGACCCUCAGGCCCAGCUGGAGUCCGACAAGAGAGCUGUUUACAGACACCCCCUGUUCCCGCUGCUGGCGCUACUGUUUGAGAAGUGUGAACAAGCCACCCAGGGCUCCGAGUGCAUCACCUCCGCCAGCUUCGAUGUGGACAUCGAGAACUUCGUACAUCAGCAGGAGCAGGACCACAAGCCCUUCUUUAGCGAGGACCCCGAGCUGGAUAACCUGAUGGUGAAGGCGAUUCAGGUGCUGCGUAUCCACCUGCUGGAGUUGGAGAAGGUGAAUGAGCUGUGUAAGGACUUCUGCAACCGCUACAUCACCUGCCUCAAGACCAAGAUGCACAGCGACAACCUACUGAGGAACGACCUGGGAGGACCCUACUCCCCCACACACACCAGCCUGCAGCAGGUAUACACACUUCAACAGGAGCACCUGAGCGCCUCGUCCCCCUCCCUGACGUCCGUCUCCAGUUCCGUCACCCCCUCGGGGAUCGUGGUACCCGCCGGCUCCCUGCCGCAACCUAGCAACCAACUCACCAUGACAACCAUCAACUCACCCGUCGUCUCAGGUGGGACCCUGUAUCAGCCCGUCACCAUGGUUACGUCGCAGGGACAGGUGCUCACCCAGACGCUGCCCCAGGGAACCAUCCAGAUACAGAACACACAGGUAAAUCUGGACCUGUCCGCGCUGUUGGACGGCGAUGACAAGAAAUCGAAAAACAAGAGGGGGGUCUUACCCAAGCACGCCACCAACAUCAUGCGCUCAUGGCUAUUCCAGCACCUCAUGCAUCCAUACCCAACAGAAGAUGAGAAGAGGCAAAUUGCAGCCCAGACAAACCUCACCUUAUUACAAGUGAACAACUGGUUUAUAAACGCGCGCAGGCGUAUCCUGCAGCCGAUGUUGGAUGCCAGUAACCCCGACCCGGCCCCCAAGGCCAAGAAGAUGAAGUCGCAGCACCGGCCCACCCAGCGGUUCUGGCCCGACUCCAUAGUGGCCGGAGUCCUGCAGACCCACGGACCCCACGGGGCCAACCGCGACACUGCUAUGGUGAUGGACGGUCUCCACUCCCUCUCCUCGGACUCGGCUACGCUAGCGAUGCAGCAGGCCAUGCUGGCGGGAACAGACGAGUCCAUGGACGGAACAGAGGAGGAGGACGAGGAAGAGGAGGAGGACGAGGAGGGCAUGGAGGAUGAGGAGGAGGAAGAGGAGGAUGAGGAUGAUAUGGAGAGGGAAGAGGGCAGACACAUGGGCGUAGCCGGCAGAAGAGAUCCAGGAAGCCUUGACCAAUCAGACGGCUUGAACUCCCGUCUUGUUUCCUUGCUGCUGUUCGCUGUUUUGGAUUCUAACCUCCUGGUGUUCCUGUCUGAGCCGUCGGCCCUUCGAAGACGUGCAGCCAUGUCGAUAGCCUCUGUGGCAGCCCAGGCCAUGCUGGCCGAUGCCAUAGUCCAGGAGGUGGGGGAGAGCGGGGGAGACGCCAGGCUGAAGACCCUGGAGCUGGAGCUGCCACUCGACAAGUUCAUCAAGUUUGUGUCAGUUGGACUGCCACUGCUGCUGGUGUCCAUGGCCUUCGCGAGGGAGAUCUCACUAGGCCCCCAGAUCAGCUGUUUCCCGCCAAACAACUUCACGGCUAAGCAGGCAGCCUACGUGGACACCUACUGCUGGGACUCGCUCAUGCACCAUGAGUUCGACUCCGAUGGGAACUUCGAGGAGCGAUCACUAUGGGUCCACAAAGUGUUCCCUUAUUCCCUUUUGAUCAUGGCGAUGAUGAUGUACCUGCCCGCGCUGAUCUGGCGUUUCCUGGCGAUGCCCAGCCUGGGCUCGGACCUGCUGUUCGUUAUCGACGAGCUCGACAAGUCCUACAACCGUGCCAUCGUCAUCGCCCAGAGCAUCGUCUCCCUGCGCGACAAGUCCAGCGACCCGCUUGACUUCCAGGCAGAGCUUGAGAGGGCGAAGCAGAAGCGCUACUUUGAGUACCCGCUGCUGGAGCGCUACUUGCAGUGCAAGCACAGCUCCUACUUCCUGGUUAGCAUGCUGUUCCUGCGCAGCUUCUUGCUGCUCACCUUCAUGUCGGCCGCCUGCCUCUAUCUGCUCUACUUCCACCUGCAGGCCUUCCUACAGGACGAGUUCAGCUGCCUGGUCCGCACGGGCCUCCUGCGUGACCAGCCCUGGGUGCCCGAGCUGGUCCAGUGCAAGAUCACUGGCCUGCUGGUCUUCCAGAUCAUCAGCGUGGCGAACGGCGCCAUCUACCUGUUGCUGGGUCCCAUCGUCCUCUUCAGCCUGUUCCGUCUGUUCGUCUGGGACACUGGCUUCCUGCAGCUGUACGAGGUUCUUCCUGCCCUCAGCCUCAUCACGGGACGCAAGCUGGGCUGCCCGCUCAACGACCUCAACGUCCUGCUGCUGUUCCUGCGCGCCAACGUGGCCCACCUGCGCUCCUACGGACGGCUCCGCGCCAUAUGCUCUCUGGCGCCCCCUCAGGUGCGUCCACAAGGGGGCCGGCCCAUGCUGUCGGAGGAGGAGGUGGAGCAGCUGGCGGAGGCGGCGGAGGAGCUGGAGGAGGCGGACAGGGAGGCGCGCGAGGAGGGCAAGCACAACCUGGUGGACAUCAUGACCAUCCUGGGCCGAGCACGCGGUAACGUCAUUAACGACCCCGAACACCGCCCCCUGGUGGAGGAGAAUAUGACUCUGGGUAGCAUCACGCUCGUGCUCAGCCUCAAACUCUUUGUGCUGGCCGCCAUUGUAGUCUACAUCGUCUGGGACGUGCAGAAGAUUUUUAAUUAAUUGAGUAAUUCGUUAAUUAAUUAAUUUAUUGAUUAAUUAAUUAAUUAGAUGAUUGUGAUUGAUUUCGCCUGGUUAAGACCUGCUGAUAUGUAAUGAUGAUGAUGGUUUGGGUUUAAAGUGUGAGAUCCCAAAGCCUUUGAGCUCCUCGUUCUCGCCCUCAAAAUCUGUGUGCUAGUUGCUAUUAUGGUUUACAUUGUCUGGAACAUGCAACAACAAUUUAGAUCUUAUUGACGAAUUAAUUGAUUAACACUGCAAUUUCUGGACUAUAAA
Engraulis encrasicolus (European anchovy) is the source of this 3284-nucleotide messenger RNA. RefSeq lists its product as uncharacterized. Gene Ontology annotation, cellular component: plasma membrane. The coding region runs from base 72 to 3014 and encodes 980 amino acids. Gene Ontology annotation, molecular function: DNA binding; wide pore channel activity. The transcript has 17 exons. NCBI's taxonomy places the organism in Eukaryota, Metazoa, Chordata, Actinopteri, Clupeiformes, Engraulidae. Gene Ontology annotation, biological process: regulation of DNA-templated transcription; cell-cell signaling; monoatomic cation transport. The record is from RefSeq and is a predicted model, not a curated record.